This is a messenger RNA of Misgurnus anguillicaudatus (oriental weatherfish), 1979 nucleotides long. The record is from RefSeq and is a predicted model, not a curated record. NCBI's taxonomy places the organism in Eukaryota, Metazoa, Chordata, Actinopteri, Cypriniformes, Cobitidae.
UAUGAAACUAAAUUCACUAAAAACACAAUCAACUUUUUCGGCAUGUCUCAGUCAAACAACACUGUUUGUGUAAAACGUCACACAUCAGAUUGUUUACGUGAGUAACGAUGUCUGAUACAUUUCCAUCAGGACCCGGAACUGCCCGUGCAGGCUACAUCAGCUUCAUGUGUCUGAUGUGUCUGAAAGACUUUCUUCAGCGCGCCACCGAGAUUCACAUCUCAUGGCUUUGGGUCUGAUCGGUGUCCUCGCGCUCUCCGGUGCGGUGCUUAUGUGCGCGCUCGCGGCGUUUCUUUCCUUCAAAAGACGCGCUUUGCGAUGCUUCAAUCAGCCGCCGCAGAGAAACUGGUUAUUGGGACACAUGGGAUUGAUGGGUCAUAAUGAAGAAGGACUGCAGGCCGUUGAUGAAUUAAUCAAGCGUUAUGUCCAUUCUUGUGCGUGGUAUCUGGGUCCUUUCUACACUAUGGUUCGUCUUUUCCACCCAGACUAUGUGAAAUCUCUUUUGACAGCCUCGGCUUCCAUUACAUUCAAAGACAGGAUCUUUUAUGGCUUCAUGAAGCCCUGGCUGGGUCAGUCGCUUCUGCUCCAGAACGGUCAGGAGUGGUUGCGCCAUCGCCGACUUCUGACUUCAGCUUUUCAUUUCGACAUCCUUAAAAAAUAUGUGCAUGUAUUCAAUCAAUCCACAAACAAAUUGCACGAUAAAUGGCGACACCUGCUGGCCGCUGGACAGAACGACAUUGACAUGUUUGAGCACAUGAGCUCAAUGACUCUGGACAGUUUGCUGAAAUGCAUCUUCAGCUGUGACAGUCAGUGUUCAGGAAAGCCCAGUGAAUACAUCACAGCUAUUUUAGAGCUCUCCAUGCUGGUGGUUAAGAGGCAACAUUAUCUCCCUUACCACUGGGACUGGCUAUACUGGCGCUCCGAACAGGGACGGUCUUUCCGCAGGGCUUGUGACAUCGUACACGGCUUCACUGCUAAUAUUGUGAGAGAACGACGACUCCAACUUGACCAGCAGGGACACGGAAAGAGCCACUCGGAAAACCUGGAAUACACCGGAGAGUACAAGAAAAAAGACACAGAUUUUAUAGACUUACUGCUGUUGUCAAAGGAUGAGAACGGUGAUGGACUCACAAAUGAAGAGAUUCAGGCACACGCUGAUAUGUUCAUGUUUGCAGGUCACGACACCACAGCCAGCGCGCUCUCCUGGAUCUUCUACAACCUGGCCAUGAAUCAGGAGUAUCAGGAACGCUGUCGUGCUGAAGUCACAUCGCUGCUGCAGGACAGAGACACAGAUGACAUCACCUGGGAUGACCUCAGUCAGCUUAAAUUCACCACCAUGUGCAUUAAGGAGAGUUUAAGGCUUCACCCACCUGUUCUGGCACUGACCCGAUACUUUUCACAGGACAUGAAGAUGCCAGAAGACCGUCUCAUUCCGCAGGGAUGUCUGUGCUUGAUAAGUAUUUAUGGUAUUCAUCAUAACCCUGUUGUCUGGAGCGAUCCUGAGGUGUUUGACCCGAUGCGCUUUGAUCUACAGAAGCCAAAGGAAAGAUCACCUCAUGCUUUUAUACCAUUCUCUGCAGGACCCAGGAACUGCAUCGGUCAGAACUUUGCUAUGUCAGAAAUGAAGGUGGUGGUCGCUAAGACUCUGAUAAGGUUCAGUAUUCUGCCCGGACCCAAACCGGUUCGGCGUCUCUAUAGACUGGUGAUGAGAGCAGAAGGAGGACUGAUUUUACAUUUCAAACCUCUGUCCCAGGAUCAGUAACCACCACCAUGAUAUGGGAAAGAGGAGCGUCCACUUUACUGUCAUUUAUAAUCAGUCUGACCGGAGUUUUUAUGAAAGCGUUAAAUGAUGUUUGCAUACAAAAAUAUAAUAUUAGCUUGCUUGUUUAUAGUAACUGUGUAGGUGUUCAUGAAAAUAAAACAUUUUACAAUAUGACAUAAUAACUGUACAGGUGAUGGGCACAGUACCUGUAAAGUCCAAA